CGGAAAAACCAACCAGGAAGCGAAUGGCGGAAAUAUAGAUCCACCUCACGCUUUCAGGCUCACAAUACUUGGCCAGACCUGUGUUGUUUUUUUUUUUUCCUGAAUGGAGAGGCCAGAGGUGUAGGCAGCAGAGGUUUUCAGCCAAAAGCAGUGGGCUGUGUUGAAGAAACGAUGUCGUCGCAUUUAACUACUUGGAAGUGAACGGCGACGGCUAGCCACCAACCAGGUCCUGUGACUGACAGCCCGCAGGAUUUAACAGCGACAUAUGGCCCUGCUCCUCAGCUAGCCGAGGGAGACGACAACACAAGGCAAGCAUCAUGUUUCUGAAAACAUCGUUCACCACCCUGAUCGUGGGGGUGUUUGUAGUGUACGUGCUACACACCUGCUGGGUGAUGUAUGGGAUAGUGUACACCAAGCCCUGCGAAAGCCCCAAAGGUGACAACUGCAUCACGCCGUUCCUGGCAGGGAAACCGAAACUACAGUUGAGUAUCUACACUGCACUGCGGCCCAAUGCAGAGGGAGGGCAUACCCUGAUCCACAAAGAGGAGAACUUUGAUGUCAACAGCAAGUUUGAGAGGAUAGUCAACGUCUCCCUCCCUAAGAAGACCCGUAACAAUGGAACUUUAUAUGCACUAAUAUUUGUCCAUCAAGCUGGCAUCACUCCUUGGCAGGAUCCACGGCAGGUCCACUUGGUGGCUCAGCUCACCACAUACAUGGUCCCUAAACCACCUGAAAUCUCUUUGAUAUCCAGAGAGGAUCAAACACAGGGUCAGAGAGAAGAAGCCCAGCAGAGGAAACGCAGUGAUGGUAACCCUGCAGCAGGGGGUGGAGCUGGUAGUGGAGCCGCUUCCACGUCAGAUCACCCAGUUUCCCACUGGCGUUCCCGCCUGACAUUCAACAUUGUCAGCGACCACUUCCUGUUUGACAAAGAAUACCUGCCAAGUGAUGUCCACAGAUACCUCAGAGCAUUCCAAAAUGGUAAAAAGAUGGUGUAUCUACCUCUGCUGUUUGUUGAUGAGCUCAGCAACCGGGUCAAGGACCUCGUGGAGAUCAACAGUACCUCCAAGGAGCUCCCUCUGACCAUCUCUUAUGACUCCAUCUCUCUGGGGAGACUACGCUUCUGGAUCCACAUGCAAGAUGCUGUUUACUCUCUGCAGCAGUUUGGUUUCACAGAGAAGGAUGCUGAUGAGAUUAAAGGGAUCUUUGUGGAUACCAACCUCUAUUUCCUGGCUCUGACCUUCUUUGUAGCCGCCUUCCAUCUUCUCUUUGACUUCCUGGCCUUCAAGAACGACAUCAGCUUCUGGAAGCAAAAGAAGAGCAUGGUGGGAAUGUCGAGCAAAGCAGUGCUGUGGCGAUGUUUCAGCACCAUAGUGAUUUUCCUGUAUUUGUUUGACGAGCAGACCAGCCUGCUUGUGCUCAUACCUGCUGGGAUUGGCUCUAUCAUUGAAGUAUGGAAAGUGAAGAAGGCCUUUAAGAUUCAGGUUUUCUGGAAAGGAGGCAAACCAACUUUCCUGUUUGGGAAAUUAGAUGAAUCAGAGAGGAGAACAGAAGAGUACGAUACCCUGGCCAUGAAGUAUCUGUCAUACCUCCUGUACCCACUGUGUAUUGGAGGGGCUGUUUAUGCUCUUAUAUUCCUACGAUAUAAGAGUUGGUACUCUUGGUUGAUCAACAGUUUAGUGAAUGGUGUAUAUGCCUUUGGCUUCCUCUUCAUGCUUCCUCAGCUGUUUGUCAACUAUAAGCUGAAAUCUGUGGCCCACCUGCCCUGGAAGGCCUUUAUGUACAAGGCUUUCAAUACCUUCAUCGAUGAUGUGUUUGCUUUCAUCAUCACCAUGCCAACAUCUCACAGACUGGCUUGUUUCAGAGAUGACGUCGUGUUUCUCAUUUACCUCUACCAGAGAUGGCUGUACCCAGUGGAUAAGACAAGAGUAAAUGAAUAUGGGGUUUCUUAUGACGAAAAACCGAAAGGAAAGACACACAAAGACUAGAGAGGAAAGACAGGAUAUUGGCUUCCAUGAUCGGGUACCUGCUGGUUUUGUCGUCUGUCCACUGGUCUCCACCGAUCUCAUCUGGUAUCAACUGAGCCGGUUUAAUGGUCCAGGUACAACUGGGUAAAAUGUUGGGCAGUUAGUUGUAAAUGGGCCAGUUGCAUCAACAUGCUUGUGGUUUGGGACUUUUUCAACCCAUCCCAUAGUGCGAAGCGUUCAAAGGAAAGGUCAACUUCUGCUUAUCUGGCUUUUGCAGUCUUGAAGGAGUUUUUUUUGUUCUGUUUUUUUUUUGUUUUGCAGUGUGUGAUGGGACAGGAGGAUCAAUAAGCUCUAUCUAAAACUGUUUUUCAACUGACGCAACAACAAAGAAAACAUGUGUUUGUGCUUGCUGUAAAUGGCCAGCACCCUGCUCAAGACCUGAGUCUGCAACAGGUCAGACACUGCUUAGUUCAGUUGGUCAACUGAUAUGAAAUAGUACACUGAUUACUAUAGUAGCUAUACUAUUGUAGAUAUUGGUGGCAACUUUGAGCCUUCUCAGCCAUAAAUUCUGCUCUUCCCUUUUUUCCAGACAUCAUGUCAGUCCACAACACCAGUCACAUUUCUUUUCUGUUGUAAUGAGUCCAUCCUGUUAAUAUCACUGAUGGUCUGGUUUGCAGCUUUGGGUCUCUGCAGAUACUGAUUUGGUUAUGUGAAGCUGCAGGAGUAAAAAUAUGAUUUAUGACACUGGUUGCGACUCCCAUUUUAAGCUGAAACUGCCUCUUGAGAGCCACUGAAAAUAUUGUAUUUUCAAAACUUUAAUUGCCAUGUCAAAAAAGGGACUUUUAUAAUUUCAAACAUUUGUUUAAAAACGUUGUUUUCCAUUUAACUGACAGUGUACAUUUUAAGAAGAGCUUGGUUCGGACUGCUUUGAGGAACCGGUACUUAAAUACAUACAAUAUAUCUAGGAGUUGUAAAACAAGAGCUGCUUGGCUCAUCUGAGAAGCUUCAUUCAUCAAGACUACAAAAUCCAGCUGCUCGUUUUACACCUCGCCAGAAUGACUGAAAAGCUAGCUUUCAUGUCAACUCAAGAUAGGUGUGACUACGAAGAGCUAAAAAUACUAUGCUUUGACAAAUAUAGCACUGUAUCCAUUAAAUUUGGGUUUAAUUACCUUAAACAUCGGACUAUAGCUAAGAUGGCUUCCCUAUUUGUUUGGUUUUUCAGGUACUUCCAUAUUAUUAUUCCAUUGGCGCCAAGUCUGAUACAUCAGAACUCUCAGAAAAAUCAGUUUCCCAGUCAUAACUAUGUCUUGGAUGUUGAAGUGAACGAGUUGGAAACUGGUAACUACGGUAACUCCAAUAUAACAUGAAAGUGGCAUUAGGCAAAGGUGGGCCGUACUAAAACAUAAAGGGAUGUACUGGAAGUUCAGUUAAUAUUCCUGAUGCAAAAUUUGAGUGCUUUUCUAGAAAUUAUAAGAAAUUAUGCUAAUUAUGUUUAAAUACUGCUCAUUGAAAAAGGCUGUUAACAAUUUGCUUCUUAGAAAGCAUCAAUGUGUAGAAAUUUAAGAAUUUUUAUUCCAAAGUAUCAUGUAGACAAAGUUAUCAUAUGUUAACCGUGGAAUAAAUUCCAGAAUGACAGACCCUGUUUAACCUACUUUUUAAAGUGAGAAUAUGUAUAUAUAUAUGCUUAAAAAUGACUGAGGCAGGAAUCAAGGGAAAAGACACUUAAAAAGUAACAAAAAAACUGUCAAAAUUUUCAAAUACAUCACUUUAAUUGUAAGAUUUUCACUAAUGUACUUUCCACCUAUGCACAUAAGAUAGCUGCAGUAAAAGCAGAGUAGAAGAUUCCAAUUUGUUGUCAUGGUGACGGGGAUGAAUUGCCUGAUCAUUCUGGAAUCUUGAGCUGCAUUAGAAGCAGAGUAGAAGAUUCUGAUUUGUUGCCAUGGAGACAGUUUGCCUGAACAUUCCAGAAUCUGUUGAACUGAACUGUCUGUGUCUCUUGCUUUUGUCCAUAUGUUAAAUGAUACUGACUUUUAUUACACUGUAACACAGGAGGGUACCACUGAAAGCCAUACUGUCCUUUACAUCCAUUCCAGUUUUGUAGUUUUACCUGCUCGAGUAUUUUUUAUGCAUCAGGGCCAAGAAAAUCUGUUAGUGCCAAAUGUGAAAAUGAUUCUUUGAACUGUUGGUGAGCUUUGUAUGUUCACCAUAAAUUGUCCAUCCGAUGUUUUUAAAUAGACAGUGACAUUGCGGGGGAAACAGUAAUUGGUAAAACUUGUGGAAAGUAUUACUACAUCUGGAUUUAUAGUCAUAUUUUCAUUUUUCUGCCAUAGUUCGAAUGUUAUGGGUUUUUCUUGUUUGUUUGUUUUUUUGUAAUAGACAGCUUACUCUGUGUUCAGAUAUCAGGAUGUGUUAGGUCUGUGCACAGAAAUCCAGCACACAUUUUCUUUUCCUGUGUAGAUGUGAGAGGUGUACCAGAAAUUUGCCUUGAAAUGGUUUUACUUAUUGUAAUUGUUGAGUUUUGGAUUGAGAUGAAAUAAAGAUGACUGACU
This is a messenger RNA of Xiphias gladius (swordfish), 4513 nucleotides long. It is a transcript of the gene clptm1l, whose product is annotated as CLPTM1 like. Gene Ontology annotation, cellular component: endomembrane system; membrane. Bases 318 to 1985 code for a protein of 555 amino acids. NCBI's taxonomy places the organism in Eukaryota, Metazoa, Chordata, Actinopteri, Istiophoriformes, Xiphiidae. The record is from RefSeq and is a predicted model, not a curated record. The transcript is spliced from 18 exons.